CAACGCCUUGCCAACCAAGCGAAUGGAGCUCUAGACAUCGCAUCGCCGCAUCCGGCUGCGCCGCGAUGGACGCAUCGAACGGAGCCCCCGAGCGGGCGCCCAAGUCGGUGCCCUCUGUGCGCUCGGUCGUCUUUGAGUCGCGCUUCCGGCGAUCCAUUCGGCUGGAAGCCACGCGGCGUGCCUUGCAGGGACAAUGGAUCAGGCAGGCGGCGGUUUGGUUGUGCUCCUUUUCAGAGAUCCUGGCAGUUGCUUCUGUGCCGGGAGUGCAUUUGAUCACCAAUCCAUGGUUCACGAUGGCAGCUCUCUUCCUGAUGUUUUUACUCGCUUGCUGGAGAGCUGGGAGUGUAUUGGAUGUCUUUUUCCAGCCAGCCCACUUGCUGCGCCCCAAGAAUUACUCCAGGUUUGGAUUGGGGGAGAGCCAGUCCUCCUGUCGUACCUUCUACUCCCUCUCGAUGCUGCUUCGCGUCACUUGUGCAGCGGUGCUGGCCAGCCGUUUCCUCACGUACGUCUAUGGUCAAAGCGACUGGCAUCUUUGCUCGGCCUUCUGGUAUCCCUGGGCAGAGUAUAAAUCGAGUGAGCUGGAAAAGGAUCUGGUACUUUGCAGAGCAUUUCCGGACUUUAGCAGCUGGUGCCCUACCAUCCUGGGUUUUGGGCAGCGCUGUCACGAUCCGGUACGUUGGUCUACACAGCUGCGGAGCUAUGCUUUCAACGAACUGGGCCUGGAGUGCAACAGCAGCCAGACAGCUGAUCUAGCAGCCCUGGCAUCAGUCAGUGAGGACCUGUAUGGCUUUCAUUGUGAGAGUCUCAAUGGGAGUGAAGUGGAGUGUUACCCUUACCCAUUGCCAGACUUCACAUUGCUACAAGAGGAUCUCAUCAUCUAUACCGAUCCUGUGGAGACUUCGCUUGAAGUCUGCAAGUCCUGGCCCCCAGUGAAUGUUUUCUACGAGUGCCAGAUGUUUUGGGACGAGGUCAGCGAGUGCUCGAGGAUCUCCCAAACACCGUUGCGCACUGCUUUGGAGUCGGUGGUCUCAAAGUUCUGUGAGCUACAACGCUGCAAGUCCACUUUGCCUCAAUGGCUUAAAGCUCCGUUAAACGAGGAGGAACUCUUCUUUUUUUGCCAAUGCCAGCACUGCACGCCUUGGCACAGGUCGAACGAGUGCAUCGUGGAGGUCCUGGAUCAAGCGAUGCGGCGGGCCGCUGGCUUUCAAUUUCUGGCGGAGAUUGAGGUUCCAGUGACAAGACCCUUGACAAAGCAGGCGCAUGCCUUUUUCAGCGACCCGUUGUUCACCCUCCACUUCAUCUUGGUGGCGACCUGUGUUGGUGGUCCGGUGCUGUGGCUCUUCGCCAGCCUCCUCUUCUGUUGCUGUGUGGGGAAUCCUUGGGCUGUGCCCGUGGAUGUGAAACUUCAGGAACUGGUGCAGAUGGAAGAAACAGCACUGCAAGCGGAGCUCGCAUCCCAGGGGACCACAGAAGGCUACUUGAAUCGUUUGUGGAUCCUCAUGGCCGUUGGCUUCUGCGUGGCAGACUUUGUGACUGACAUUCGAAUGGUGGUUCUCUACCUUCAGACCUAUCACUACAGCUUCGCACUGAUUCAAGGUCUUUUUGUGGUGCGAUCUCUGUUGGAACAGCUGCUUCGCCGUGGGUUGUUGUACUUCUUCCAGGAGUUCCGAGUCUCGAUGAAGGCGAAUUUGUGGACGGACAACCUUUUGGCUGUGGUGCAGAGCGAGAAGACUGGAGAAGCCACUCUGGCGUUCAUCUUGCAGAUCUACUCGCUCUUCUACAUGGGUGAAGAACUUUUGGGCUAUUGGACGGCCUUGAUUUCUUUAUUGAUCGGCGCACGAGGUCUCACCCAAGGUUGCUACAUCCACUUCGAUUUGGCCUUCAUCGCCUCCGAAAAUCUGCCGCCCAUCUACGAGGACGACUUGCCAGAGGCCCCCGAGCCGAGCUCCGUGGUGCCGGCGCCCGUCCGAAGCGUUCCGACGGUGCCCACCCUGGAGAUGCCGCCACCGCUGCUGGUGGAGUCUCUGCCCAAGCUGGACGGGGAGCCGAAGGAUCUGCCGGAGGCGCCGCCUCCGCCAGCGGACUUGCAGGGUGAGAUGCCGGAUCUCGACGAGGGGAUCGGGGAGAACUUGAGGCCUACAGCCGUUCAUCCAAAUGUAGAGGUGCCCGGGCCUACAGGGCCCAUGGUUCUUGGCAAGGGCCAGAACGUCAUCCUGGCGCUCUAAACCAGUCUGUGAAGCAGCUGGUUUUGGGGUGUAGUUUGUGUUUGUGAUUUCAAGCUUUCAUGCUUCGUUGGAAUUUUCAAGUGUUCGGUUGUUGAGAACCUAAUGCUUGUCUGGCUACAGUCUCCCACACUCAAUGGGCCCCAUGCAGGAAGCC
Messenger RNA from Durusdinium trenchii, 2379 nucleotides. The record is from the annotation of a GenBank genome assembly. Lineage: Eukaryota; Dinophyceae; Suessiales; Symbiodiniaceae.